AUUAUCAGCGCUGCGCCCCCCCUCCCCCCCCCCCCCCCCCCCCCCCCCAAUUCGCCACCCCUGUCAUCUGCUAUCCCUAGGCGCCGCUACUGCAUCGCCUGCCACGCUGCGCCGCCCCUCUCGUCCGCUAACCCUAGCCACCGCGACCAGCUUCGCCUGCUCAUCGCCGUCCCUCUCGUCUGCUAACCCUAGCCACCGCGACCAGCGCUACUUGCUCGUUGCCGCCCCUCCACCCCCGCCCAGCACAUCCGCACCCUCAUCCUCGACAAGGGUCGAGUCCUUGAAACCGAGCAGAUGUUCCGCGAAGCCGACGAGAAAUGGCCGGUUGUUAUCCCCGAUCACGAGCUUCAGCAACCCUUCACGGGAAUUAAGUUAGCCGAUUCAGCUCCAGCUACGAACAAUUUGAUUGCCUCCGAAGCCGAUUCUCAAAGAACUCUGUACCCAUAUGUUACAGGUACCUCAGUGGUUGGGAUUAAGUACAAAGAUGGAAUUCUCUUUGCUGCUGAUAUGGGAGGUUCAUAUGGGUCUACCCUUCGUUACAAGUCUGUGGAGAGACUAAAGUCAGUGGGGAAACAUUCUGUUAUUGGUGCUAGUGGCGAGAUCAGUGAUUUCCAGGAGAUCAUGCGAUAUCUUGAUGAGCUUAUCUUGUACGAUAACAUGUGGGAUGAUGGCAACUCCCUUGGUCCUAAAGAGGUGCAUAACUAUCUGACAAGGGUGAUGUAUAAUCGCCGUAAUAAGUUCAAUCCACUAUGGAAUUCACUUGUACUUGGUGGUAUCAAAAACGGACAGAAGUAUCUUGGAACAGUUAGCAUGAUUGGCGUACAUUAUGAGGAUGACCAUGUUGCAACUGGAUUUGGGAACCACCUCGCUAGGCCAAUUCUCCGUGAUGAAUGGCAUGAGAACUUGACAUAUGAAGAGGGUGUGAAAUUACUGGAAAAAUGCAUGCGCGUGCUUCUCUACCGCGAUAGAUCAGCUGUCAACAAACUUCAGAUUGCAAAGAUCACAGAGGAGGGCUUCACACUUUCUCAGCCAUACUCUUUGAAGACCUUCUGGGAUCUCAAUGCUUUCAAGAAUCCCACCCUGGGCGCUGAGGGUUCGUGGUAGUUCCAUCGGUUCUCAAAUACAUUAUGUGGAAAAUUUGCUGCAGGUUUCUCUUGUAUUCGUAUCGUUACUUAAACCGAGUUGAACCUUUCUUGUUAUGUUGACAUACAUCUAGAAACAAAUUUCGUAAAUUUGUUAAACCAUGAUUUCAUGUGCGUGUUUCGUUAAGAAGCAUUACUGAUUUUUGGA
Molecule: messenger RNA, 1290 nt
Organism: Salvia miltiorrhiza (redroot sage)
Lineage: Eukaryota; Viridiplantae; Streptophyta; Magnoliopsida; Lamiales; Lamiaceae
Product: proteasome subunit beta type-4
Exons: 7
Coding region: 295-1104 (269 amino acids)
Cellular component (GO): proteasome core complex; nucleus; proteasome core complex, beta-subunit complex
Source: RefSeq, a predicted model, not a curated record